Terrapene triunguis (Three-toed box turtle) is the source of this 1534-nucleotide messenger RNA. It is a transcript of the gene LCAT, whose product is annotated as lecithin-cholesterol acyltransferase. The record is from RefSeq and is a predicted model, not a curated record. Gene Ontology annotation, molecular function: phosphatidylcholine-sterol O-acyltransferase activity. Lineage: Eukaryota; Metazoa; Chordata; Testudines; Emydidae. Bases 1 to 1377 code for a protein of 458 amino acids. Gene Ontology annotation, biological process: lipid metabolic process. The transcript is spliced from 6 exons.
AUGGGGCGCGCAGGCUUCAGGGCUCCGCUGCUCGCGCUGGCGCUGCUGCUGCUCCCGCAGCCCACGGCCCACUUCUGGCUCUUCAAUGUGCUCUUCCCUCCCAGCACCAUGCCAGAGGCAGCCCCCUCCAACAGCACCCCACCCGUGGUACUCGUUAUUCAUCGGUCCCUCUUCCUCCGCUGCGCCCUCGGCCUGUCCCGCUUCCUGUGCCGCUCCCUGCACUGCGCCCCCGGCCUCUCCCUCUUCCUGAGCCGCUUCCUGCACUGCGCCCCCGGCCUCUCCCUCUUCCUGCGCCGCUCCCUAGUGGUGUAUAACCGCAGCACCGGCAAGAUGUCCAACGCGCCUGGGGUGCAAAUCCGCGUGCCCGGCUUUGGCAAGACCUACUCCGUGGAGUACCUGGACAAGAGCAAGCUGGCAGGUUACCUACACACCCUGGUGCAGAACCUGGUGAACAACGGCUACGUGCGGGACCAGACGGUACGGGCUGCCCCCUACGACUGGAGGAUUGGGCCCAACCAGCAGCCCGAGUAUUUCCAGAACCUGAAGGCGCUGAUUGAGGAGAUGCACGACACCUACCAGAAACGGGUCUUCCUGCUCGGACACAGCCUGGGCAACCUCAACAUCCUCUACUUCCUGCUGCAGCAGCCCCAGGCCUGGAAAGAUCGGUUCAUCGCGGGCUUCAUCUCCCUCGGUGCCCCCUGGGGCGGGGCCGUCAAGUCCAUGCUCGUCCUGGCCUCCGGAGAUAACCAGGGCAUCCCGAUGGUCACAAACAUCAAACUGCGGGAGGAACAGCGCAUGGCCACCACAAGCCCCUGGAUGUUCCCGACCAACAUAGCCUGGCCCGAAUCACACGUCUUUAUCUCCACGCCGUCCUACAACUACACGUACCGGGACUACCGGCGCUUCUUCCUCGACGUCAACUUUGAGGAUGGCUGGUACAUGUGGAACGACACCAAGGACCUGCUGAAGGGGCUGCCUCCUCCUGGCGUGGAGACCUACUGCCUCUACGGCACGGGCUUCCCAACAGUGGAGACCUACAUCUACGAUGAGCACUUCCCCUAUGAGGACCCCGUGGACGUGGUCUAUGGGGACGGGGACGACACCGUCAGCACCCGCAGCAUGAAGUUGUGCAGCCGCUGGGCCAAGCAGCAGAAGCAGCGAGUGCAUGUGAUGGAGCUGCCGGGAGUGGAACACCUCAAUAUGGUUUUCGACAACCAAACACUGAGCUACAUCAACGAGAUACUGCUGGGCAGCUCCCAGGCCAGUGCGGAGGAGCAGGGAGGGCAAAAGACCCUCUUCCCACCCAACCCAGAGCCAACACGGGCCAGGAAGAACCUCUCUGGUCAGAGGGCCACUAAGAACCCCAAAAUGAACUGAAGGCAGCGGGGGUCAGCUUUGCUCCCGACCGACUGCCCUCCAGCAAAGGGUUCAAAUCCGAGUGCGUGUGGAGGGCAAAGCAGCACCCACUCCUGCUAUGACUGGCUUUUGUGUUGUGAAUGGUGAUUAAUUACACAUUAGAGGCUUGUUACUUGCA